CCGUUCUUGUGAGCCGAUUCGACGGCAUGAUGCAGCUCGACAGAUGGCCAUUGAGGAUCCACAUGAGGUGAUUAUGGCCGGAACCGCAGACGGUAUAUAUGUUCAACUUGACUUUUUCGAUAGAGACGUCGCCCGCCCGAUUCGUUGAUAUCUGAGGAUUUACUACAGGAGCGAAACGUCUCCGAGCCGUUUGCUCAACCAUGGCCAAAGACAAGACCACAACCGACGCAAAGCCUGUGUCAAGUUCAGGAGAUGCUGUACCGCCCAAGUUGCCGGCACGGUACGCCGACGAAAGCUACAAGCUCUUUUCGAAAGUCCAGGCCGACGAGCCAACAGAAGCCGAGGCUAAGAUCAUCCGGAACAAAUGCGUGCGAUGGGUGCUGCCAUUCCUUUGCGUGGGCUAUCACUUGAUGUAUGUCGACAAGCAAACUCUGGGCAAUUCUUCGAUUCUGGGAAUUAUGGAGGACGCGAAUCUCAACAGCACACAGUACAACUGGUUAUCCAGCGUGUUCUACGUGGGCUAUCUUCUCGCUGAGUUGCCUCAGAACUGGGCGUUGCAGAGGUUUCCGGUUGCUCGAUGGCUUUCGAUCAACCUGGUUGUCUGGGGAGGCAUACUGCUCUUGCACAUUCCUUGUCAGAACUUUGCAUCGCUGUUCGUGGUUCGCUUCCUCCUUGGGGUGACGGAAGCAUGCAUUGUGCCAGCAUUUCUGCUUAUCUUGAACAUGUAUUUCACCUACGACGAACAGUCAUGGCUUAUGCCCUGUAUGUGGGCGAUCGGAAACAGCAGUCCGAUCACCAGUGGGCUGCUGUCGUACGGAGUGCUCUGGAUCAAUACUGGCGACUUCAAUCCUUGGAAGUGGUUCAUGGUCAUCACCGGUAGUCUCACCCUUCUUUUCGGUGCGGCUGUGUGGCUAUGGCUACCUGAUAACCCUCUCGGAGCACGCUUCCUGACCAUGGAGGAGAAAGCCCAGGCCGUACUGCGCAUCAAAAGUAACCACUCUGGCAUCGAGCAGAAGCACUUCAAAAAACACCAAUUCGUGGAAGCCAUGAAAGAUCCAAAGACUUGGCUAUUCUUUUUGCACGCAUGGUCACAAGAAAUGGCAAAUGGCCUAACCAAUCAGUACUCGCUGAUUAUCAAAUCUUUCGGCUUCUCCACUUUACAAACUACCCUACUUGGAUGUGUCAACGGCCUGACCGCAUUCGUGUCGUUGACUACGGCAGCCAUCAUAUUGGCCAAGACUACCAACUUCCGAGCAUGGUUGUCGAUUGCGGCCUAUAUCCCUCCGAUUAUUUCCUGCAUUCUGCUACUUUCAUUACCAUGGAGCAAUCGAUGGGGCCUUCUGACGGCAAUCUGGAUCAGGGCCACUGGCGGAAUUCCAUACAGCGUGGUGAUGAUCUGGGCCGCGAAUUGCUCCGCGGGGCAUACCAAGAAGACGACUGUGAUCGCUUUGUACCAUGUUGGAUACGGCCUCGGCAACAUUUUGAGCCCGCAGCUGUUCCAACCUCAGUACAAGCCAAGGUACAUUGUAACGUGGGCCGUCAUCUUGGGAGUUGCAUGCGUCUUCCCAAUGUUUCUGGUUGUGUAUCUGCGGUGGUAUCUGAAGCGGGAGAAUGCACGAAGAGAUGCUUUGCAGGCUCAAGGAUUGAUCAGUGAAGUCGGAAUCGUUGAACAUUCUGAUGGUGAUGCCUCGGAAGAGGUCGUUGACGCACGACAAUUGGACUUGACAGAUAGAGAGAAUCUGGCGUUUCGAUAUGUACUCUAGCGUAGUGCUUCAGUAUUAAACGCUCCAGAUGUUUCUGUGCCGAGUC
Messenger RNA from Cercospora beticola, 1809 nucleotides. RefSeq lists its product as uncharacterized. Gene Ontology annotation, biological process: transmembrane transport. Lineage: Eukaryota; Fungi; Ascomycota; Dothideomycetes; Mycosphaerellales; Mycosphaerellaceae. Gene Ontology annotation, cellular component: membrane. Gene Ontology annotation, molecular function: transmembrane transporter activity. The record is from RefSeq and is a predicted model, not a curated record.